AUGAAUGCGCCAGCAGUAGCUCCAAAUGGGGCAGCAGACGCACGCGACCCAUCUGGCUUCCUGAGCGAAAUUAUUGGCGCGCCUGUGACCGUGAAACUGAACUCGGGCGUGGUUUACAAAGGCGAGUUGCAAUCAGUCGACGGAUACAUGAACAUCGCUCUGGAGCAGACUAAGGAGUAUGUGGAAGGCAAGCUUAGACGAAGCUACGGUGAUGCGUUUGUCAGAGGCAAUAAUGGUAGAACAUUGAUCUAA
Molecule: messenger RNA, 252 nt
Organism: Recurvomyces mirabilis
Lineage: Eukaryota; Fungi; Ascomycota; Dothideomycetes; Mycosphaerellales; Teratosphaeriaceae
Gene: LSM6
Product: U4/U6-U5 snRNP complex subunit lsm6
Exons: 2
Coding region: 1-252 (83 amino acids)
Biological process (GO): maturation of SSU-rRNA; mRNA splicing, via spliceosome
Cellular component (GO): sno(s)RNA-containing ribonucleoprotein complex; nucleolus; U4/U6 x U5 tri-snRNP complex
Molecular function (GO): RNA binding
Source: RefSeq, a predicted model, not a curated record